AUGGACUAUAGACACGUAUCUGAGAAAUGCAAGGAGCUCUCCGUGCCUUGCUCGGACUCCAACUCCCUGCUAGCCUCAGUUUCUGGCACCAAUUCCUGUUCCUCGUCUUUGGCUGGACAACGGGCUGGGACAACCCUGGGGAGACCAGCUGCUGCCAACGCAGCCCGAGAGCGCAGCCGAGUGCAGACCCUACGGCAUGCCUUCCUAGAGCUGCAGCGAACCCUGCCCUCCGUGCCACCUGACACCAAGCUCUCUAAACUGGACGUGCUGCUUCUGGCCACUACUUACAUUGCUCACCUCACCCGCAGCCUGCAGGAUGAAGAGGAGCUGCCUGGAGAGAGCUUGGGCAUGCUGAGAGGAGAUGGCUACCUUCAUCCGGUUAAGAAAUGGCCAAUGAGAUCAAGAUUAUACAUUGGAGCCACAGGACAGUUUUUGAAUAACCCCAUGCAAACAGAUAAUGCAAAUCAAGGAGAAACAUCAGCAAAUUCACAAAUGUAA
Eublepharis macularius is the source of this 498-nucleotide messenger RNA. It is a transcript of the gene TCF24, whose product is annotated as transcription factor 24. Bases 1 to 498 code for a protein of 165 amino acids. Gene Ontology annotation, molecular function: DNA-binding transcription factor activity, RNA polymerase II-specific; RNA polymerase II transcription regulatory region sequence-specific DNA binding; protein dimerization activity. The record is from RefSeq and is a predicted model, not a curated record. Gene Ontology annotation, biological process: developmental process; regulation of transcription by RNA polymerase II. The transcript has 2 exons. Lineage: Eukaryota; Metazoa; Chordata; Lepidosauria; Squamata; Eublepharidae.